Molecule: messenger RNA, 670 nt
Organism: Ostrinia furnacalis (Asian corn borer)
Lineage: Eukaryota; Metazoa; Arthropoda; Insecta; Lepidoptera; Crambidae
Product: laminin subunit alpha-1-like
Exons: 4
Coding region: 230-670 (146 amino acids)
Source: RefSeq, a predicted model, not a curated record
GUGUCGUUUGCCUCCAAAAGUUCGAGUCGAUCUAAUUUUCGCGUACCUAACUGAUAAAAAGUAGCGUGUGACAUUCAAUUGUUUUUGUGUUUGAAUUUAGAAUUGUGUUCGUUAUUUGAAAUUUUGACAGGCGUGUGUUGGUGUUUUACAAGAAGUUUUUAGUGCGAUCGCGGCUUUUGUGUUGGUUUGUUGUUUGUUGUGAUGCGUGGUGCGGUGUGAUGGUGGCAGGAUGAGGUGGUGGGUGCUGUUGAUGGUGGCGGCUGCCGUCGCCGGGAAGAAGAAGCAUCGGCAUCAUAAACCUGGUCGAGCGCUGCUAGACCGGCUGAGCGGCACCACAGUGGGCGAAGUGCUAGCAGCCAGCGACAGCGAGCCAUUGGGUCUGCUGCCCGCGCCGCUGGAUGUGGCGCCUUAUGCUCGCGUGUCAGCAAACGCCACGUGCGGCGGCGCCGGCGCAGAGGAGUUCUGCAGGGACACGCCUGGCAAACGAGGCGUAGUCUGCGAUGUGUGCGAGGGGUCUGACGGGCCGGAGUCUCGGCGGCACCCGGCGGCGCACGCGGUCGACGGCGACCCAUCCACGUGGUGGCAGAGCCCUACCCUCGCUGAGGGGGACUACGGAAAUGUGGAGCUCGUCGCCACGCUGCCUGAUCAACCGCAAGGAAACCUAACCUAA